AUAAUCAUUCAAAUGUCAGGGGAAGUAGAAGCCUGAACCUUGGACCGGUCACAAAAAGUAGUCUACAUUUAUUUUUUAUUUUUUUUCCAGAAACCGGGAAAAGGACCUUGAGGGUGACACAAUGGUGAUGGAGGGGGAGCCUACAGACUUGGUGAAAGUGCUACACCUUCUUGCACUCUCUUUCUCCUGGGGCAUGCAGGUCUGGGUCUCUUUCAUAGCAGGUUUUGCAUUGGUGUGGCAGGUUUCUCUGCACACCUUUGGCCUGGUACAGAGUAAGCUUUUCCCUGUGUAUUUCUAUUGUCUAAUGGGGAGUAGUGGUGUCAGCUUAGCUCUGUAUGCUGUGUACCACCCCAGAGAUCUGCUGGACUGGCAUGAAAGUUUACAGAUGGCUCUGUACUUUGUGGCACUGGUCAUGGCCGGUCUAAACGCUCGCUGGUUUGGCCCAGCAGCCACUGAGGUGAUGUUCCAAAUGAGGGAGGUGGAGAAGGAACAUGGCUUGGGGAAUCAGAUUGGCUUUAGCACCCAGAGAGAGGCAUAUGCUAAGCUCAGAGAGCAGGACCCCAAGUACAGAGCUUACAAGAGCACAUUUGGCCGAUACCACGGGCUGUCCAACCUCUGCAAUCUGCUCGGAGUCAUCUGCACCACAACCAAUUUGAUCUACACAGCUUUGAAUUUAUCCACUAUUUAGAGAACAAAAUGUUUCAAAAAUAUGAAACACAUCUCUGUUGAUUUCAGUAUUUUGCAAUGCUGCAAAAUCAUUUUCUUUAAUUAUGUAAGUGACAACAUGAAAGUGUAAAUACAAAUCGUGCAUAAGUUUUAUUACACCUGUGGAAAAAAAUGUCACUUUUAUGUUGCCAAGCGCUUUUCUUCUUCUUGUCAAUUAGUAUCUAAUUGGCGCUUGAAAAUGUGACUUAACAAUUAUUUGAACAUCAUUUAUUUUUAAACUUGCCUUUGAAAACAUACUUCGUUAAAAUGUACUCAGCAAACUUCACCUGCUGUCUGGGCAAUGUCCUAUCAUUCCCAGCAGGGGGCGAUGUUUAGACAAAAGAAUAUUCUGGUCCAUCAGCAGCAUAGUACACUGCACUUCAUACAUAAGAUAUUGUUAAAUCUUUUAUCGAAAUGUAAAUAUAAAAUUACAUCUAUUACAACAGGUGUAUAGGAGAGUAAUUAGUCCAUGCAAGCACACUGUCUCACUUUUAAAAAUACAUUCAUUAGCUGCAAGUUCCGUCACAUUUUGCUUGCAAUGGGUUUGUAAUAUUUACAGUCUGAUAAAGUUAUGAUACAAUGUUUUAUUUCUUUAUUUAGUUCUGAUUGAGUGAUUAAACUAUCUGCUGUUGUAUUGCAUUAUACCUUGGUCAGUUUUUGUGUUCUUGUCAUUUUUGCCCUGAAAUAAAACUUGUUUUAAUUGA
Messenger RNA from Labrus bergylta (ballan wrasse), 1409 nucleotides. RefSeq names its product transmembrane protein 205 (gene tmem205). The record is from RefSeq and is a predicted model, not a curated record. Lineage: Eukaryota; Metazoa; Chordata; Actinopteri; Labriformes; Labridae.